This is a messenger RNA of Ostertagia ostertagi, 282 nucleotides long. The record is from the annotation of a GenBank genome assembly. NCBI's taxonomy places the organism in Eukaryota, Metazoa, Nematoda, Chromadorea, Rhabditida, Trichostrongylidae.
AUGCACGGAGGUCUCUCGCCGAAGCUGACGUCGUGGUCAAUGAUGGACGACAUCGUACGGCCUCUCGAUCCCGAGGAUAACGCAUAUUGUGGAGAAUUUGACAACAACGCUGCUGUAAUGAUAGUGAACAAGAACCUGGAAUGUUCAUUCCAAGUUCUUAAAGCCAUGGACAAUCCACCCAAAGUGAGAGCGCGUGCUAAACAACCAAAUGCCCCACCUGAUGACAAGCAGAAACGAAGAAAUAAGAAAUCGUCAAAGAACAACGUGUCAGUCCAGCAAUAG